AAGGCUGGUUUUGCAAUUUCAUCCGAUCCGGUUUAGCUCAAUUCUUCCUUCACACAGUCUUCUUCUUCGUCUAUGCUUCUCUUUCCUCGUCGAGUAGCGAGCGCUUACUCACUGGAGCCCUAACCUGAGGUGACGAUUCCCGUAAUCGGAGUUUCUAUUCGACGAAAUCAUCGGUGAGUUUUUACGCUGCCGUCUUCAUCGUCAUUAUCCGUGAGAUCUAUUUUGAUCACCGAUGGAAAUGGGAGACGACAAUUCACCUCCUGACUCUUUGAAAGAGCAAGAAGCUGAUCAAAAUGCUCAAGAAAACGCAUUAGCUGUGGACGAUACUUCACUGGAAACUAUAGUCCGACGAUUCCAAGACUCCAUGUCGGUGGAGAAAACGCACAAGUUCUGGGAGACUCAACCUGUUGGGCAGUUCAAAGAUAUCGGUGACACUAGUCUACCUGAAGGUCCUAUUGAGCCUGCAACCCCGUUGUCUGAGGUCAAGCAGGAGCCUUACAACCUUCCUGCUGCUUAUGAAUGGACAACAUGUGAUAUGAAGUCUGAUUACGUUUCCUCGGAAGUUUACAACCUUCUUAAGAACAACUAUGUCGAGGAUGACGAGAAUAUGUUCAGGUUCAAUUAUUUGAAGGACUUGGAGAAUAUAUGGCAAGCAGCUUAUACUGCAGGGGUUGUACUUCCGACACCAGUUGCUACCUGCCAAUAUUGGCACAGGACCUUGAACCCCAAGAAGCUCAUUGAUGUCGGAUUUUCAAGACUUGGUCCAAGAAUGACAAUGAGCAGAACCAUAAAACUGUACAAGUUACCAGAUGUACCAGUUACUCCUGGAUUCAGGAAAAUGGAACCCUGUGAUGUCCCUGCUGUAACACGGUUGCUCAGGAACUAUCUUAGUCAGUUUCUCGUUGAGACUGACUUUGAUGAGAAUGAUGUUGAGCACUGGCUUCUCCCAAGGGAGGAUGUUGUGGACAGUUAUCUUGUAGAGAGCCCGGAAACCCAUGAUGUUACUGACUUCUGCAGCUUCUACACUCUUCCUUCAACUAUUCUUGGCAACCCCAAUUAUACAACACUGAAAGCUGCAUAUUCAUACUACAAUGUGGCCACCCGGACCACUUUUACCCAGCUGAUGAAUGAUGCCCUUAUAAUCGCCAAACAAAAGGGUUUUGAUGUAUUCAAUGCAUUGGAUGUCAUGCACAAUGAGAGUUUCCUAAAAGAAUUGAAGUUUGGUCCAGGAGAUGGGCAGCUUCACUAUUAUCUCUACAACUACCGUUUAAGAGACGCCUUAAAGCCAUCGGAACUUGGUCUGGUACUCUUAUGAGCUCGCAUAUUGUUUUCAUGUUCAAUUAGAAUCAGCAAGUUGGAGUUUUGGGUUUUUGUUUUUCAUAUCUAAUGUCAACAGUUGUUACCUCUCUUAUUUCCUCUAAACCCUUUCCCCAAGUCUCAUGAGAUACUGAUGCUUAUCUAAUGUUUUGGCAACGUAGAAUUUGAGAUUUCUGCAAAUUUAAUAGAAACAGUUCUCAGGUUUCUUGUCA
Molecule: messenger RNA, 1529 nt
Organism: Camelina sativa (false flax)
Lineage: Eukaryota; Viridiplantae; Streptophyta; Magnoliopsida; Brassicales; Brassicaceae
Source: RefSeq, a predicted model, not a curated record